AGCUGUGCAGCCCAGGUUUGCCUGCGACGACUCCGCCUCCUCCCCCUUUGCAUAGCGAUCUCCCUCGAGGAAAUCGCCAAAUCCCUCAUACUCCUUUUUCCUAUUUCAUUAACUUGUAAAAUCUAGUCACCAUGGUUAACUUCACCAUGGCCCAGAUUCGGGAACUUAUGGACCGCCCGACCAACAUCCGUAACAUGAGUGUUAUCGCUCACGUCGAUCACGGAAAGUCGACGCUCACGGACUCGUUGGUCUCGAAGGCCGGUAUCAUUGCGAACUCGAAGGCUGGAGACAUGCGUUUCACGGACACGCGAGAUGACGAAAAGGAGCGCGGUAUCACCAUCAAGUCUACCGCCAUUUCCAUGUACUUCGAGGUCGACAAGGAAGACUUGAGUGCCAUUAAGCAGAAAACCGAGGGUAACGAGUUCCUGAUCAACUUGAUCGAUUCUCCGGGGCACGUUGACUUCUCUUCGGAAGUCACGGCCGCUCUCCGUGUCACCGAUGGUGCCUUGGUCGUCGUCGACUGUGUUGAGGGUGUCUGUGUGCAGACGGAGACCGUGCUCCGUCAGGCGCUCACUGAGCGUAUCAAGCCCGUCGUGGUUAUCAACAAGGUUGACCGUGCUCUCCUCGAGUUGCAGGUCGACAAGGAGGAGCUCUUCCAGUCCUUCCGUCGCACCAUCGAAAACGUGAACGUCAUCAUCUCGACGUACCACGACGCCGCUCUUGGCGACGUCCAGGUCUACCCCGAAAAGGGUACCGUCGCUUUCGGUUCUGGUCUGCACGGAUGGGGCUUCACUCUCCGUCAGUUCGCGAACAGAUACUCGAAGAAGUUCGGUGUCGACAAGGAGAAGAUGAUGGCCAAGCUCUGGGGCGACAACUACUUCAACCCUACCACCCGCAAGUGGACCACCAAGGACACCGACAACGACGGCAAGCAACUCGAGCGUGCCUUCAACAUGUUCGUGCUCGACCCGAUCUUCAAGAUCUUCGACGCCGUCAUGAACUUCAAGAAGGAUGCCAUUGGUCCCAUGCUUGAAAAGCUCGACAUCAAGCUGGCUCAGGAGGAGCGUGACCUCGAAGGCAAGGCCCUCCUGAAGGUCGUCAUGCGCAAGUUUUUGCCCGCUGGUGACUCCAUGUUGGAGAUGAUUGUCAUCAACCUCCCCUCGCCCAAGACCGCGCAGCGCUACCGUGUCGAGACCCUCUACGAGGGCCCCAUGGACGAUGAGUCCGCCAUCGGUAUCCGCGAGUGUAACCCUGAGGCUCCUCUCGUCCUGUACGUGUCAAAGAUGGUGCCGACGUCCGACAAGGGUCGUUUCUACGCCUUCGGUCGUGUCUUCUCCGGUACCGUCCGCGCCGGCCCCAAGAUCCGUAUCCAGGGCCCCAACUACGUCCCGGGCAAGAAGGAUGACUUGUUUGUCAAGGCGGUGCAGCGCACCGUCCUCAUGAUGGGACGUUACGUCGAGCCCAUUGAGGACUGCCCGGCUGGUAACAUCGUCGGUCUCAUCGGUAUCGACCAGUUCCUGCUCAAGAGCGGUACUCUCACGUCGUCCGAGACCGCGCACAACAUGAGGGUCAUGAGGUUCUCCGUGUCCCCUGUCGUGCAGGUCGCCGUCGAGGUCAAGAACGCUGCGGAUCUGCCAAAGCUUGUCGAGGGUCUCAAGCGUCUCUCGAAGUCCGACCCGUGUGUCCAGGCAUGGAUCUCCGAGACUGGUGAGCACAUCGUCGCCGGUGCUGGUGAGCUCCACUUGGAGAUUUGUUUGAAGGAUCUCCAAGAGGACCACGCUGGUGUCCCCCUGAAGAUCUCGGACCCUGUCGUCCCCUACCGUGAGACUGUCAAGACCGAGUCUUCGAUCGUCGCUCUGUCCAAGUCGCAGAACAAGCACAACCGUCUCUACGUGAAGGCGAUGCCCAUCGAUGAGGAGCUCACGCUCGCCAUCGAGGCUGGCAAGGUCAACUCGCGCGACGACUACAAGAUCCGUGCGCGCCUCCUCGCGGAUGAGUACGGUUGGGACGUGACGGACGCGCGUAAGAUCUGGUGUUUCGGCCCGGACACGACUGGCCCGAACAUGCUUGUCGACGUGACGAAGGGUGUGCAGUACCUGAACGAGAUCAAGGACUCGUGUGUGGCUGCGUUCCAGUGGGCGACGAAGGAGGGUGUCUGUGCGGAGGAGAACAUGCGUGGUGUCCGCGUGAACGUGCUCGAUGUCACGCUGCACACGGACGCGAUCCACCGUGGUGGAGGACAGAUCAUCCCGACAUGUCGUCGUGUCUGCUACGCCGCAUGUUUGCUCGCGACGCCAGGUCUGCAGGAGCCCGUCUACCUUGUUGAGAUCCAGUGCCCCGAGAACGCGAUCGGCGGUAUCUACAGUGUGCUCAACAAGCGCCGUGGCCAGGUGUUCAGCGAGGAGCAGCGUGUCGGCACGCCGAUGUUCACGGUCAAGGCGUACCUGCCCGUCAUGGAGUCGUUCGGCUUCAACGGCGAGCUCCGCUCACAAACCGGUGGCCAGGCGUUCCCGCAGAGCGUGAUGGACCACUGGGAGCUGAUGAACGGCUCGCCGCUCGACAAGGGCAGCAAGCUCGAGGAGCUGGUGAGGAAUAUCCGAGUACGCAAGGGUCUCAAGCCCGAUAUCCCGUCUCUCGACACGUACUACGACAAGUUGUAAGGUGUCCGUCGCCGCAGAAGCAAACCAUCCUGUGUCAUUACGGUGUUCCACGAGUUUCCUGUCAGCAUUAGCCCGCACGAUGUUGUAUCCCUUUGACGAUCCUUUCAAUGCAUUUUUUCUCUCUUCGUGU
Molecule: messenger RNA, 2790 nt
Organism: Postia placenta MAD-698-R-SB12
Lineage: Eukaryota; Fungi; Basidiomycota; Agaricomycetes; Polyporales; Adustoporiaceae
Exons: 8
Coding region: 132-2660 (842 amino acids)
Biological process (GO): translational elongation
Cellular component (GO): ribonucleoprotein complex; cytosol
Molecular function (GO): GTPase activity; ribosome binding; translation elongation factor activity
Source: RefSeq, a predicted model, not a curated record